Molecule: messenger RNA, 2026 nt
Organism: Myripristis murdjan (pinecone soldierfish)
Lineage: Eukaryota; Metazoa; Chordata; Actinopteri; Holocentriformes; Holocentridae
Product: sodium- and chloride-dependent GABA transporter 2-like
Exons: 15
Coding region: 8-1843 (611 amino acids)
Biological process (GO): sodium ion transmembrane transport; amino acid transport; nitrogen compound transport
Cellular component (GO): plasma membrane; cell projection
Molecular function (GO): gamma-aminobutyric acid:sodium:chloride symporter activity
Source: RefSeq, a predicted model, not a curated record
CAUUGCAAUGAAUGGAGACGCUGGCAAAGCAGGCCUCUCCAACGGCAGCAGCCGGGCCAAGGAGCUGCUGCCUCCCUCCGAGGAGAAGAUGGAGGAGAGGGGCCAGUGGAGCAACAAGGUGGAGUUUAUCCUGUCGGUAGCUGGCUCCAUCAUCGGCCUGGGCAACAUGUGGCGCUUCCCUUACCUCUGCUACAAGAACGGAGGAGGUGCCUUCCUCAUCCCCUACCUGAUCUUCCUGUUCACCUGUGGCGUUCCCGUCUUCUUCCUGGAGACGGCUCUGGGACAGUACACCAGCCAGGGAGGCAUUACCUGCUGGAGGAAAAUCAGCCCUUUGUUUGAAGGUCUAGGUUAUGGCACCCAGGUGAUAGUGAUGCUACUGAACUUCUACUACAUCAUUGUUCUGGCUUGGGGGAUUUUCUACCUGUCGUUCUCCUUCUCCUGGGACCUGGCCUGGUCGUCCUGCAACAACACAUGGAACACAGAAAAUUGCGUAGAGUUUCAGAGGAGAAACAACUCUGUGAACUACACAGUCAACCUGAAUGCAACCUCACCUGUCAUCGAGUUCUGGGAGAGAAGAGCGCUGAGGAUUUCCCCUGGCUUAGACCACAUGGGCUCUCUGAACUGGGACCUGGCCCUGUGUCUGCUCAUCGCCUGGGUCAUGUGCUACUUCUGCAUCUGGAAGGGGGUCAAAUCCACAGGAAAGGUGGUCUACUUCACAGCCACCUUCCCAUACCUGAUGCUGAUUGUGCUGCUGAUUAGAGGGCUCACCCUGCCAGGUGCGGGGAUAGGCAUCCAGUUUUACCUUUACCCCGACCUGGGACGUCUGUCAGACCCACAGGUGUGGAUGGAUGCCGGCACUCAGAUCUUCUUCUCCUACGCCAUCUGUUUGGGGUCUCUCACUGCCCUGGGCAGCUAUAACAAAUACAACAAUAACUGCUACAGAGACUGCCUGUCGCUGUGCUUCCUGAACAGCGGGACCAGUUUUGUUGCGGGCUUUGCCAUCUUCUCCAUCCUGGGUUUUAUGUCCUAUGAGCAAAACGUCCCAAUUUCAGAGGUAGCAGAAUCUGGUCCUGGCCUGGCCUUCAUAGCCUACCCCCGUGCUGUGAGCAUGAUGCCCUUCUCCCCUCUGUGGGCGGCCCUCUUUUUCAUCAUGAUCGUUUUCCUGGGGCUGGACAGCCAGUUUGUGUGUGUAGAGAGCCUGGUGACGGCGAUAGUCGACAUGUACCCCGCUGUGUUCCGCCGUAAAAACCGCAGGGAGCUCUUCCUGUUAGCUGUGGUCCUCUUGUCCUUCUUUAUGGGCCUCAUCAUGCUGAUGGAGGGCGGCAUGUAUGUCUUCCAGCUCUUUGAUUACUACGCUGCCAGUGGCAUGUGUCUUUUGUUCAUGUCCAUCUUUGAGACAGUCUGCAUUGCAUGGGUCUAUGGUGCAGAUCGCUUUUAUGAUAACAUUGAGGACAUGAUUGGCUACCGCCCAGGACCUUACAUCAAGUACUGUUGGUUGUUCUUCACCCCAGCCACAUGCAUCGGUACCUUUGCCUUCUCCCUGAUCAAGUACACUCCUCUGAAGUAUAACAACGAGUAUGUGUACCCAUGGUGGGGCUACUUCAUCGGCUGGCUGCUGGCUCUCUCCUCCAUGGUCUGCAUCCCCCUCUGGAUGAUCUACAAGAUCAGCACCACACAGGGGACACUCAGAGAGCGCAUCCAGCUGCUGAUCAGGCCCUCCGAUGACUUACCCAAAACCAAGAGGGAGCAGGAGAGGUUACUGGCCAUCUUUGCCCCUGAGGGCGACGCCGCAGUGAAUGAGAAUGGAUACUUUCCUGUCUCAGAGAAGGACUCCAACCUAUGAGGCCCCAGAGAUGAGGAAACUGACACGAGUUUGGGUUUAGCUCCAAAUUAAUUGUCAAUCGACUGUGACUCGAUGCAGCCUUGCCUCCUUCCAGAAAACAUCACUGCAGGAAAAGGUCCACCAAACUGUCGAGAUCCUCUCCUCAAAUGCAUUUGUUUUAUUGUGGAGGAAACAAGAGACAAU